Messenger RNA from Oncorhynchus nerka (sockeye salmon), 1692 nucleotides. It is a transcript of the gene ube2ib, whose product is annotated as ubiquitin-conjugating enzyme E2Ib. The transcript has 8 exons. The record is from RefSeq and is a predicted model, not a curated record. NCBI's taxonomy places the organism in Eukaryota, Metazoa, Chordata, Actinopteri, Salmoniformes, Salmonidae. The coding region runs from base 201 to 764 and encodes 187 amino acids. Gene Ontology annotation, molecular function: SUMO conjugating enzyme activity. Gene Ontology annotation, biological process: protein sumoylation. Gene Ontology annotation, cellular component: nucleus.
UAUGUCACUGGUCCUGUUAUUUAGCCCGGACAGGAACGGGUGCUUUUUCAGGAGGGAAACUUCACCAGGGUUUUUCUUGAUUAAAAGACGAUUCAUUCAUACAGUUAAAUAAUACGAGUCAUUAUAGCCAUACAGCAAGAUGUCAGGGUGGCUCUUCUCAGACGAUCUGACAGGUGAAGAAGCUGGACUGGCGUGGUUACAUGUGGUCUGCGGUUGUGAGGCCGGUUGGACGUACUGCCAAAUUCUCUAAAACAACGUUGGAGGCAGCUUAUGAAAGCCCACCAGUCAUGUCAGGUAUUGCAUUGAGCCGGCUUGCUCAGGAGCGCAAAGCGUGGCGGAAAGACCACCCUUUUGGCUUUGUGGCUGUGCCCACGAAAAAUCCAGAUGGAACAAUGAACUUGAUGAACUGGGAAUGUGCCAUUCCUGGGAAGAAGGGGACCCCAUGGGAAGGAGGCUUGUUCAAACUGCGGAUGCUGUUCAAGGAUGACUAUCCUUCCUCGCCCCCAAAGUGUAAAUUUGAGCCUCCGCUCUUCCAUCCUAACGUGUAUCCGUCAGGCACAGUAUGCCUAUCCAUUCUAGAAGAGGACAAGGACUGGAGACCCGCCAUCACCAUCAAGCAGAUCCUAUUAGGAAUACAGGAACUCUUAAAUGAGCCAAAUAUCCAGGAUCCAGCCCAAGCAGAGGCAUACACAAUUUACUGCCAAAACAGAGUAGAAUAUGAAAAAAGAGUUCGAGCACAGGCCAAAAAAUUCUCCCCUUCGUAAGGGUGAAGGCUUGGCUUCGGCAGAAGGAAUGGGUCAAACGCGGAUCACCUCACCUCUGUUUCUCUAUGAAUGUGCCCCUCUCACAUCGGGACUUGCUUAUAAGGACUUCUAUUUAAAACUGAUACAUUCUGUGCCAUCCUCUUCUCCUUUUUUUGUUCUUUACCUCUGGGUUGGAGUGUGGCAGGCGCUGGGAUGAAAUGGGAGCCGUAGCACCCCGGCCGCUUCCUUUUUUUAGCCGUAUUACUUGUCUUGUGGUGCGAGGGACAGAGCACAGUACCGGUUUUGCCAUCGACUCAAAAUAAGCCUCUUUUGAGGAAGAGAACAUCUUGGUUGUCUUUGUCUUUUGUUUAAUUUCUCUCACAGGGUCUGUUCCUUUAAAAAAAAAAAAAACACCCCUCUUGUAUUUUCCUUGAUUUUUAAUUCUGUAAAAUUAGCUAUUUACUUAAAUGUCAGUAUUUCAACUGCUGUAUAAUUAGUGGCACUUUUUAUACUGUAUUAUCUCACUAGUUUCUCUAGAAUGCUCGGUCUGAUUCUCUUAUGCAGGUUUUCUAUUCAGCAUGCUGUAAUAUAAAAUAAUCUGCUGCCUUGGCUGUCUUUUUUUCUUUUGUUAUUUGUAGUGUUUGCAAAUUUUUUUAUGGCCUCGUCUCAAUGCAGGUAGGCUUACUUCUGUAUUAAACUCUAUUUAUAGGGUGCUUUGUUCAUGUACGUGUUAGACUAAAUAAACCGUUUCUAUAAAGCCAUUGUUAUACUUUUUGUCUCGCAGUAAAACUAGUGUUUUAACAAAUGCUGGCAUAGAAUUGUUAUAAAAGCUAUAGCUGGACCCCCCCCACAAGAAACACUGUUUAUAUACCAUAUUUUGUACAGAUGUUUGAUCAUCAUAAUACAGUAAAACAUCACACUUAAUCAAUAAAUUUGAUUUUUGACUUGA